AUGGACGAGCGACGGGAUGCCGUGGUCACGAGCCGCCGCGACUUUCGUCUCCAGCCACUUCUCGACACCGCGCGCGUGCUCAUGCUGCUGGGCGUGGCCACCAUCUUCUCUGCAGGCUUCGACAACCCCGCCGCCAGUGCGACGCAGGCCUUCGUUGGCCUCCUCCUCUGGCUGCUCGGCGUGUCUCUCCUCGUCCUCGUGCCAGUGGCAGCAGGACGGUUCCUGCAAGCCGCAUUGGCCAUCGCCGUCCUAAAGCACCUCCUUGCUCCGUGCAAGUGCAACUAG
This is a messenger RNA of Miscanthus lutarioriparius, 285 nucleotides long. The record is from the annotation of a GenBank genome assembly. Lineage: Eukaryota; Viridiplantae; Streptophyta; Magnoliopsida; Poales; Poaceae.